Messenger RNA from Fopius arisanus, 1939 nucleotides. RefSeq lists its product as uncharacterized. Bases 286 to 648 code for a protein of 120 amino acids. Lineage: Eukaryota; Metazoa; Arthropoda; Insecta; Hymenoptera; Braconidae. The transcript has 2 exons. The record is from RefSeq and is a predicted model, not a curated record.
GUUCCUCUCAUUACACCGUAGUACAGAAUAAAACGCCGUUGCAGUCAUAACAGCUGCACCUCUGAAUCCUCUGAGUCCAAGUGGUAAAACCAGUUUUUCCCUCUUUCGUAAUAAAAUUCAACUGGUGAAAUUAAUUCGAUGGGCUAUUACCACAGGCUACAUUAUUGAUAUCAAUUUUAUCUGCAGCACGAGUGAUUUGCUAAAUAUAACUCGAGUUGUGGGGGAAAAUAGCGAGAAAUCUUGUGAGAAUUUCAUGUCGCUGUCGAGAUUGGAGAAUUCAGGAAAAUGGAUUUUGUUUACAUGCCUGAGGUACUGGCUUAUGGUCCUCUGAGGACACCUGUUUAUCGGGAUUACGAACAACCUUGGAACAAGGAUUACUUCAAUUACGGGAAGUCAUCGAACCAGGGUAAUCACCAGGAGAGGGUCUCGUCGCAGAAGUCUAAGUGCGAUCAGUGUCAUUUGUGCAAGCAAAAUAAGAGGCGAGUCCUGGGGACCUACUUCAGGAAGAGUCGCUCCAACUCCUGCAAUGACAUCUUCGAGGAGAAAGAAGAGGAGGAUGAGGUCGGGGAUAACGAAAAAGCUCAAGCUCAGAAGAGAACUGGAGAAAUAAAAUCCAAGCUCUCGGUUAUCAACCCGAGGAAGAGCUGAACGGACUGGUGAGACUCUGUGAGACAAGAUUGAGUUGUUGUUAAUUUUAAUUGUUUAUUUUAUGUAGAUUGUAAAGUAGUUUUAUAUUGUUUUGUAUUUUAAAUGUUCGAGUGUUAAUGCUGAAUUAAUUAUAUUGUGAGGGACUCCAGUUUUAUUGGUGGAAAGGAUUUAGAGUGAAUUUUGGAGGUGAAGGCCAUGGAUUUCUGGAAAAUUCUGGAAAAUUCUGAAAACUCUGAGAAUUUUUGAGAAUUUUUGGGAAUUUUUGGGAAUUUUUGGAAAUGAAAUUUCAUGGAGAAAUGGGAAUUUUUUUCUUGGGAAUUUUUUGCUUGGAAAUUUCGAAAGUUAAGUGGAAAUUCUGGUGGAAAAUUGAUGCGGGAAAUUGAAAUAUUUUACAGGGAAAAUGAAUUAUGAAUUUCCACUGGAAAAUUUGGGGUUUUUCAAGGAAAAUUAUGAAUUUUCCAGGCAAAAUUCCAAAAAUUUCAGGGAAUCGUCUCUCAUUUGAACGUGAAAACCAGAAAAACUAGAUAAAAAAUUGAAACAAUUUUUGACAACGUCAAUGUCAAGUACAGAGAAUUCCAAGAUAGCACGUCUCCAGUAUCUCGAGAAAAAUGGAAUAGCCUUGCGCUUUGUUCAGCGAGUAAACACUAUCCAUCAUCAUUUUUACAAAUUGUUUAAUCAUCAUUACUACAAGUGCCAACCCACGUCUUACGCUGCGUUAAAUUGUGAGAAGACCUCAACAAUUCUUAUCGCAAGUAAAUAUUAUUGAGGACAAUUUACAGCUUUCAUAAACAAAAAUAUUUGCCGGGUAAAAAAUGUUGAGGUUUUCCGCCGGAAUUUCGAGAGAAAUUCGCCAGAGAAAUGGUAAAGUGAGACAAUUCCAUUUCAGACUCGGUAAACACCAACGAAUCUCGAAACCUACUGAUUUUACAAAAAAAACCUAUACCACCUUUUUUAUUCAAAAUUUUCUGACCGACAAAAAAGUCCCUUGACACAUCCGUCUGAAAUCGAUAUUUUCCGAGAUAAUCGAUAAUUAAGAAAAAUUGAGUAAUUGUGAAAAUGGAGCAAUCCGAUUUUUCAAAGUCGAUAAACACCGGUGAAUCUCGAAAACUAUUGAUUUUACAAAAAAAUAUCAUAUGACCUUUUUCAUCAGAAAUUUCUUGACGCACAAAAAAGUCUUUCGACAAUUCCCUCCGAAAUCGAUACUUUUCGAGAUAAUGGACAAGUAAGAAACAGUAAUCGUGUUAAUGUCAUUUUACCUUCGAUCGUUAAUUUUUAAUUAGUGUAAAUAAUU